AGGCAGACGCGUUUCGCUGUAGUUUAGUACUCGGCGCUUGCCGUAGUCGCGUGUGCUGCUCUUACUUUGUUUCUGUUGGAGGGAGUUUUGGAUCAUGUUUCUAAUCUCUGAGGACUAAAUCAUGGCGCAAAGUUUUCAAAACGUCACUCUUUCAUUGACUUUACCGAUAUCCUGCCAGAUUUGCCUCGGAAAGGUGCGUCAGCCGGUCAUUUGUUGCAACAACCAUGUGUUCUGCUCCAACUGUAUCAAAGUUUGGCUGGAGAAGAGCAGUCAAUGUCCCACCUGUCGAGUGGCCAUCACCCCAGAAAACCCCUGCAGAGAAAUCAUUGGAGCCACAACUGACAGUGAAUCCAAUGAGAGCUCUUCUGUGAAGAGACGCCUCCGAAAGACUCGAGGGGAGCUGCUUUUGCGAGAAUAUGAGGAUGAAAUCGAAACCCUCUUGAAAGAGAACGAGGACUUGAAAAGCAAAAACCUGAGCCUUGAGAUGCAACUUAAGACCGCUCUGGAACCGAGCACGGUCUUGGUUCCUCAGAGCGAAAGCAGUACUGUUGACCCGAGCGCUCUGGAGGUGUCGGCCAAUAAGCUGAGAGCUGCCAAUGACCUCUACAGGAAUGUCAAACAGGACCUCGAAAAGCUGAAGGAAGCUAACAAAACUCUGCGGUCCCAAAAUUUUGACCUAAUCCAGGAAAAUAUGCACUUGAAAGCAGAAGUGGACAGCAGAUCUCCUCAAAAGUUUGGCCGGUAUACGGUUGCAGCUCUCGAGGCUAAAAUUCAUCAGUAUGAGCGGGACGUGGCCCAGCUGAAAAGAGCUCUGGAGCGCAGCGAUAAAUACAUCGAAGAGCUUGAAGCCCAGAACCAGAGGGAUGACCCUCAGCCUGAAGAAGGUGUAUGUUCAAACGCUGCCUCUGGAGGGACUCAAAACGGAGGGAUUGAAAGGAUUGCCCUGAUGCGAAGGAGCCUGAGUGAAAUGGAGGAAACUUCUGUUUGUACAGACCUGGACCGAAAGUGUUCAGAGCUUCCCAACAACCACGGGCACCUCCUGACUACAUCUGAUGCGUGUUUUCUAGGAGGGACCUUGAGUCCACAGAAGGAUGGACUCAAAGAAGUUACCGUUCCCUCUACGCCCUCCUCGGCUCUCAGAUCUCUGAGCUUGAAGAGUCCUGUGGUGUGUAGUGACCGAAAGUUGGGUCUCAAACCUCUCACUUACCUGAGAAGACUGAGUUUUGAUGAUUGCCAGGGCCCAGCCAGCUCAUCCUCAAUCAACCAAAGCCCAGGAUCCUUCCAAGGCAACAAAGGGGCUCCUUUCAGUCAGAAGACCGCUGUGAAUUCAGACAGAGAGGUCUUGUGUGGAGGCUGGAUGGACUGCGGACCUGAGCUGCCCCAUCUGGAGGAAAACAGAGAGAAGUUGGAGCCGUCCGAGGACCCUACGGGAAACAGUGAGGCUUGUAUGGAUGCAGCGUACCUGGACAAGAUCUCUGAGCUGGACUCUAUGAUGGCUGAGGGUGAGAGCUCCAACAGUCAGGUCUCUCACCUUCCCCUGACAUCAUCCUCAUCCUCACGCUCUCCAGACUUUGAUGCCACCCAAAUACCAGAACUGGAUUUCUGUAGCAACCUCUUGGCUGAUCCUGGAACAGCAGGAGAGCACCAAACCACAUCUUUGACACAGGAGACCACCCAUUGUGAUGUUGAGGUCAGUGACAGAGCUGGAGAUACGGUGGAAAAUCCCGGCCAGCCCACCAAACGCAAGUGUCCCACAGGAUCGUCCGUCUCCAGCCCCUCCAAACUCUCCAAACUAAAGUAGAAGCAGAAAUAUUUGAAGUAUUUUACAGCAUGAUCUUCCAGCAUGAAUUCAAUGACUUUUCAGGAGAACAACAAGAUUGAACUGCCUUUCUGUUCCAUCAGGGCUUUUUAUUACACAUUUGCCUCACUGUUCAUUAUGAUGACAGCAGUGAGCGCUGGAUCAUGUUACUGUAUGAUAUAAAAACCAUUUCAGUA
This is a messenger RNA of Rhinichthys klamathensis goyatoka, 1995 nucleotides long. It is a transcript of the gene obi1, whose product is annotated as ORC ubiquitin ligase 1. The record is from RefSeq and is a predicted model, not a curated record. The transcript is spliced from 6 exons. Gene Ontology annotation, biological process: regulation of DNA replication; protein monoubiquitination. Bases 122 to 1801 code for a protein of 559 amino acids. NCBI's taxonomy places the organism in Eukaryota, Metazoa, Chordata, Actinopteri, Cypriniformes, Leuciscidae. Gene Ontology annotation, molecular function: ubiquitin-protein transferase activity.